This is a messenger RNA of Ilex paraguariensis (yerba mate), 363 nucleotides long. The record is from the annotation of a GenBank genome assembly. Lineage: Eukaryota; Viridiplantae; Streptophyta; Magnoliopsida; Aquifoliales; Aquifoliaceae.
AGGAACUCGGUGGGCAAUGGUUUGAAUAAAGGUGCUUCAGCUAUUGUUUAUUGGGAGCUUUGGAAAGAGCGUUGUAGAAGGAUUUAUGAGGGGUUGAGAAUAACUCCUAAUAUGGUCAUACAGAAGGCGAAAAAAUGGUUGGGACAUUAUGCAAGGAUCAUUAAGCCGAAAGUUAAGGGGAGUUUACAGGAGCAAGUAACUCUCCGAUGCCUUAAUGCUAGUAUUAAGCCUGUGUUGAUGGAGAAAUGGGUGAGAUGGGAUCUGCCUAAUGAUGGGGAGUUAAAGUUGAAUGUGGAUGGAGCUUGCAAGGGGAAUCCGGGAAUUUCGGGAGGAGGGAUGGUUUUUAGGAAUCAAUGGGGAUAA